AUGAUCUAGGAGAUUACAAAUUUCUCAAUUCCAGAGAGUCCAAGUUGCAUGGAUAUUUCAAAAGAGUUUUUGGCCAUUGGCACAUUGGAUGAAAAUGUAUUUCUCUACUCUCAACCCUUUCAAUCCAAAUCGAAUGAAACCAUAUUGAAAAAUCAUCUUUUGGGAGUCAUAGAUUUAUCUAUCAAUGCAGACGAAACCUAAAUUGUGGUCUCAUCAUUAGAUAAUUAUCUUCGAAUCUGGGAUAUCGAUGAUAAGAAGCUGAUUUCUGAAAUAUAAUGUGAUGCCUUUGCCAAUUGGAAAGUCAGAUUUUUUGAUUCGUCAAUUGUUGUGACUUCUGGGGAAAUGGGAAUCAUUAACUUUUAUCACGUUGACACCAAAGAGAGAAUUCAAAAAAUAGAAACAGACCCAAUUUAUUAUUCAAGUUCACUCUAGAUUCAUGAUUAAUUGUUAGCUGUUGGUAAUGAAGGUGGCAGUCUAUUUUUGAUUGAUUAAAAGUUUCAAAAGAAGGCAAUCAAACCUCAUUCAAAACCAAUAAAGUCAAUCCUAUUUCUGGACAACAACAAAAUUCUAACAGGAUCAGAGGAUGGAUUAAUUAAACUCAUAGACCUAGAGAAAUUUGAAAUCAUUAAACAGUUUAGAGGUCAUAAAUAUGGUGUAAUGGAUUUCUGUAAAAUCAAUGAGAAAUCAUUUGUCAGUUGCUCUACGGACAGAACAAUUCGAGUAUGGGAUGUUAACCAAAUCUACUCUCAGAAACAUAUACAGACCAUGAAUGACAAACCUGGAGGAAUCAGCGGUAUUCGAUACAAGAAUGACCAAAUCAUAGCUGCUCAUGAUUGUGGCAUUAUAAGCUUUUAUGCUAUAUGA
Paramecium tetraurelia is the source of this 864-nucleotide messenger RNA. RefSeq lists its product as uncharacterized. The record is from RefSeq and is a predicted model, not a curated record. Lineage: Eukaryota; Ciliophora; Oligohymenophorea; Peniculida; Parameciidae. Gene Ontology annotation, cellular component: Cdc73/Paf1 complex. Gene Ontology annotation, molecular function: protein binding. The transcript has 3 exons.